This is a messenger RNA of Mauremys reevesii (Reeves's turtle), 6874 nucleotides long. RefSeq names its product cadherin 22 (gene CDH22). The coding region runs from base 1142 to 3712 and encodes 856 amino acids. Gene Ontology annotation, biological process: cell-cell junction assembly; cell morphogenesis; adherens junction organization. The record is from RefSeq and is a predicted model, not a curated record. The transcript is spliced from 13 exons. Lineage: Eukaryota; Metazoa; Chordata; Testudines; Geoemydidae. Gene Ontology annotation, molecular function: calcium ion binding; cadherin binding. Gene Ontology annotation, cellular component: adherens junction; catenin complex; plasma membrane.
CCGUCUGUGUUAUGGCUACAGGUCUCGCUGCAGCGCAGAAGUGUUGUGUAAUAACAACAACUUAGCACUGACGGCUCCAGAGGUGGAUGCCCUUUGCUUGUCCCCAGGCAGGCUCAGCACAGGCGGAAAUAGACUGAGCUUCGCCCCACCUUGGGGCUGAGAGCCGAGGAGCAGGACAGGCUCUGGGGCACAAGGGGGAAACCCUGCCUAAUUGGCACAAGUGACUCCAAGACCCUCUGUCACACACAACGAAUGAGUGAGCCAGGAUGGCUGGGGCAUGCCCUUCGCUCUUGCCCUCUCAGGCCUAGUGCAUGGGUGAUCAUUCUUUGCAUUUAUUAGUUCCCAGAGACGUCGUCAGUUGCCCCGUGCUCACCAGAGUGAACUGGCAGAGGAUGGAGGUGACCAGCAGCAGCUUGGCGAAGGGUUCUCCUCUAGAAACUGGAGUGCAACUGCUGUGAAGAUGGAGAAUACAAAUGCCCUCAGCCUGAACAGCCCUGCACCAGGGCCUGCCACAGCUGGAUCUGUAGCCUGAUAGCACAAGGGCUGUUUCUGGAGUGGGGGAGCGCCCGUCUCGGCCACAACAGGCUGCUCCUGUUAAGAUCUCUCAUGAAACUUAAUGCAAAGGUGCUCGCUCUGCCGUCCUGCGAACUACAGGUGCAGCCUUCUCUGCCCCCCCAAGAAGAGCCCUGCCACAGGCAGCAGAGCCCCCCCCCUCUCUGCUUGCUGAAGUAUCCCGAGCGUGGGAUGUGGGGAGAGCAGGGGUGGGGAUAAAUGGUCUUUUGACCCCUGGCUCCCAAGGAACUGCAGCCACUAGCCCAGCCACGGAGCAGCGCAGCCCUGGGUCGCUGGUGAAUGGGGCACGCGAGCGCUGAUGGGAAAGCACUAGUCGUCUGGCUACACGGAGUCUCUGAGGGGGCCCAGGCUGUAGCCUCUUCCAGGCAGAAAGCUUGACUGUUCUCGCCUUGCUCAGCCCGAUGCCAGGAGCCGAGGGCGCUGGUCGCUUGUUGCUGUCAGCAGCAUGCCUGGGCCCUGGGCAGACGUAACUCCUAGCCCACAGGCAUCCUGAGGAGCCUGACUGUCUGGAGCGAGGUCUUGGCGGGGAUGGGGAAGCUGCCCCAUCCGGGCUGGUGAGCUCCAAAGGAUGUCAGCGUCCUCUCUGAAAGCCACUCUCCAUGCAGCCUCCCAGUUCACAGUGGUGAUGGCGCUGCCAGGCUUCUCAUGGACCGUACUACUGCUGCUCUGCACAGUGGAGCAGCUGGGGGCCCUGGCCAUGCACAUGGAGGCUGGGGGGCCGGGCCUGGAGCAGCCGGGGGCCCUGGCUAUGUACAUGGAGGCCGGGGGCCCAGGCCUGGAGCAGCUGGGGGCCCUGGCCAUGCACACGGAGGCCGGGGGGCUGGGCCUGGAGCAGGCAGGGGACAGCAUGCUGCUGGCAGGUGGACGUGUGAAGCGCGGCUGGGUGUGGAACCAGUUCUUUGUGGUUGAGGAGUACACAGGCACGGAGCCGCUCUACGUGGGAAAGAUCCACUCGGACUCGGAUGAGGGGGACGGGUCCAUCAAGUACACCAUCUCCGGGGAGGGCGCAGGAACCAUCUUCCUCAUUGACGAGGUCACAGGCGACAUCCAUGCCACCGAGCGCCUGGACCGGGAGCAGAAGACGUUCUACACGCUGCGGGCACAGGCCCGGGACCGCCAGACCAACCAGCUGCUGGAGCCUGAGUCUGAGUUCAUCAUCAAGGUGCAGGACAUCAAUGAUAGCGAGCCCCGUUUCCUGGAGGGGCCCUACAUCGGCAGCGUGGCCGAGCUGUCCCCCAUAGGCACGUCCGUGAUGCAGGUGAUGGCAUCAGAUGCCGAUGACCCCACGUACGGCAGCAGUGCCCGGGUGGUCUACAGUGUGCUGGAAGGGGAGCAGCACUUCACAGUGGACAGUAAAACAGGUGUGAUCCGGACGGCAGUGGCGAAUCUGGACAGAGAAACUCAGGACCGGUAUGAAGUGGUGAUCCGAGCCACAGACAUGGCAGGGCAGCUUGGUGGCCUGUCUGGAUCCACCACAGUCACAAUUGUGAUCACAGACGUCAACGACAACCCUCCACGAUUCCCACAGAAGAUGUACCAGUUCAGCAUUGUGGAGACUGCCCGUGUGGGCACUGCGAUCGGGAGAGUGAAGGCGGAGGACUCGGAUGUUGGGGAGAACACAGACAUGACGUACCAGAUCAAAGAUGAGGAGGGGGUGCAGAUGUUUAAAGUCACCACAGAUAGCAACACCCAGGAGGCGAUCAUCACCGUGCAGAAGCCCCUUGACUAUGAGGCCAAGAUGGUUCACACUGUGGUGGUGGAGGCCCUGAACAAGUUUGUGGACCCGAGGUUUGUGGAUCUGGGCACGUUCCGAGAUCAAACCAUUGUGCGGGUCUCUGUGCUGGAUGUGGAUGAGCCCCCGGAGUUCCAGCCCCCCUCCGACCUGAUGGAAGUCCAGGAGGAUGCCUAUGUUGGCUCUGUGGUGGGAGUGGUCACCGCCCUGGACCCCGAUGCUGCAAACAACCCUGUCCGAUACGCCAUCGAUAGCAACACCGACCUGGAGAGGAUCUUUGACAUUGAUGCAAACACAGGCGCCAUUGUGACAGGCAAAGUCCUGGAUCGGGAGACGGCAGGGUGGCACAACAUCACGGUCCUGGCAAUGGAAGCAGACAAUCAUUCUCAGGUGUCUAGAGCAUCUCUGCGUAUCCGAAUCCUGGAUGUGAAUGACAACCCACCCGAGCUGGCCACGCCAUAUGAGGCUGCGGUAUGUGAAGAUGCCAAGCCCGGCCAGCUAAUUCAGACAAUAAGUGUCGUGGAUCGUGAUGAGCCUCAGAGCGGCCAUCGCUUCUACUUCACACUGGCCCCGGAAGCCACCAACAACCACCACUUUUCUCUGCUGGAUAUCCAGGACAACACAGCCGCGGUGCACACGCAGAGAGUGGGCUUUAACCGCCAGGAGCAGGACAUUUACUUCCUUCCCAUUCUGGUGGUGGACAGUGGGCCUCCCGCCCUGAGCAGCACGGGGACUCUGACCAUCCGGGUGUGUGGUUGUGACAGCACAGGGGCCAUCCAGUCCUGUAACAGCACAGCCUACGUCAUGUCGGCAACGCUGAGCCCCGGAGCUCUCAUCGCACUCUUGGUUUGCAUCCUCAUCCUGAUCGUGCUGGUUCUCCUAAUCCUCACUCUGAAGCGACACCACAAGAGCCACCUGACAUCAGAGGAGGAUGAGGACAUGAGGGACAAUGUCAUCAAGUACAAUGAUGAGGGGGGUGGGGAGCAGGACACCGAGGCCUACGACAUGUCAGCCCUACGCAGCCUCUAUGACUUCAGUGAGCUCAAAGGCGGCGACGGCGGGGGAGGGCCAGGAGAUGGGGGCAUGACUGGUAACCUGCCCUCCGAGCUCCAUGCUCUCCCACAGUGGUUCCAGAACCCAGACCUGGACUUCUCCAUGUUCAGAGACUACAUCAGCAGGAAGGUGGAUCAGGCAGACGAGGAUCUGUCUGUCCCACCAUACGAUUCGUUCCAAACCUAUGCCUUCGAGGGCUCAGACUCCCCUGUCCUGUCCUUGAGCUCCAUCAACACCUGGUCCACCAGCUCAGAACAGGACUUCUCCUAUCUGAGCAGCUGGGGGCCGCGCUUCCGGCAGCUGGCGGCUCUCUACGCCGGGCAUAAAGGUGAGGAGGAGAGCGAAGAAUCCUAGCCACAAUUAACCAAAAACCCACAAUGAGACGGAGACAAUGAUUUCCAGACUUGGGGAUUCUCCAGGCUUCCCAUGUCUUCGAGGGCUGCUGCGGAAGCAAGCUCAGGUCAAACAAUAAGGACAAUAUGUCAUCCAGAUAGCAGAGUCCCUCCACUACCCACCCUGGCAUGGAAGGAGAGGCAUCAAGGACCAUUUUGGACAGGGCGAGUGAUGGCUUUAUGAUGUGCUCUUUGUUAGCCGCCUCUCAUUAGAGGCUCUGUAGCACACACAUAGCGAGGCUGAAGUGCCCAAAGGAGCUGUUGUUACCAUCCUAAUCGCUUUCAUAGCAAUCUCCAUUAAAGCACUCCAUGUUAAUUUAAGAAAGAGAAAAUCUAAUUCAAGAAAAUUUGGACGGGAUUUUCCCCCACAAAUUAUCAUUUAAAUCGAUCUGUCCAAUGAGCCCAGUUAAGGAGAGGAAGAAAGAAAGAGAAGCUUUUUGUUGUCUAAAUUGUUUUUGUCACUUGAUUCAGAGCAUUUAAUGUGCUUUGAUUUUUAAGAGCUUUCCUUGCAGAGCGAAACCAGCUUUUAACUUUUAUUCUGUUUUCUCCCCCUUUAUAUUUACUGACUUUCCUUGUAUUGCGGUUCCUCUAGUUGUGGCGAGCUGGUGUUUCUGUGCAGAAUCCCAGCUGCUUACACUCAGUGGAGCAGUUUACAUUUGCUGAGUUUUGGAGGUCCUGGGUGCUAAUUCCUAGGUCAGGGUCCCUUUAAAGAGAGGUUUUUACAUUAGGGUCUGGGCUUGGGUUUCACCUCAUGGGUUUUAUUAGAAUUUUCCUGUCCGUUUUUGCCAUGUAUCACAGAUAUUUAUGUUUAUGCCAACAUCUACCCCUCCUGCUUAACCCACAGUGAAGUCAUUGUUCUGAGGCUCUGGCAUCCCAAUGAUCCCCAUGCCAACAAACUGUGAUAUCACUAAUACAGGAUACGACUAUGUGGCUGGACUGUGGGCAGUGAUGCUGAAAUGUGGAGGAGGAAGCUCUCUGAGCCCAUGUCGUAGAGGUAACAGUAGAGGGAAUGCAAAGCACCCCUACAGCACAGCGCUUUGUGUGGGAAGUUCUCAGCCAGUCCCAGGGCCUGAUGUCUCAUGUUCGUAUGGGUUGCAGUGUACGCUCUCACAGGCACAGCACUUCAGCCAGCCUGCUGCAGCAUCCCCGAAUGAGGUAGCCUGGAUGGCUGAGAAAGGAGUGAGCCUCCUUGGCCUAUUCAGUUCUUGAGCCACAGUCUGCAACCAACAAGAGUGGCAAGUAGUGCCAGCUGCGUUUGUGGGUGUGAGGUGGAUGGGCUUUCCAGCAGGCACAGGCCUGACAACACUAACAACUCAUUUCACCUCAGCCACUGAAUAUCAGUCAGUUGAUCACAGCCUUUGAUGACAAGUCCACCCCAGCUCUGGGAUCAGGCCUUGUGGAGGUGCCAGACACCACACGCCAUCAGCAAAGCCAAGCCACGCUAUCCCCCAAACCCAACUUUUUGUUGUUGUUGUUGUUGUUGUUGCAAGUUUGCCCUAGAAUGAGAGUCCCUUCAGGUUUCCACAGAAACUGCUGGCCGAAGAGUUCUGUUUAUAUUUCAGGGCGAGCAGGGGCUUUAGGAAAACUUACCAGAGAGUGUGAGCCAUCGGUCCCCCAAGGGGGUGAUCAAAGUAUGAGCACAAUGUAGUACCAGGAAACAUAGGGUGGUUAAUUCGGAGCUGCCUGGCAAAGAGCAGUGCUGGACGAUGAGAACUGGGGUCAAUGAGGUGGGAGAGCAGAGGCUGUCCGAAUGCCGUGGUCCACGAAAUGGCAUUUGAGGGACAUGCUGAGUAUCGCAGGGAUGUCUUCAGAUCAGUGACAUUCUCAGAGUAAAUCCCAGCUAACGUUUCGGAGUCCUGUUCAGCAGGGCACACAAGCAGCUUCUUGUGUAGCUCUGGCUACAGCAGCUUAUCUGCUGAUAUGGGAAAAAUCAAUGUUGUAAUUGAUACAUAACUGAUAAGGCCUGCCAAGGCUUGUCAUAGUCAUUGGGUUUGUCCCCUUAGCCUAGCCACAGUGUUUUCUAUCCCAGUUGCCAAUUCCUUGGAGACCGUGUUUGAAUAUAAAUGUAUGUGCAUGUUCAUUUUAUAUUGUGUUCUGGUUCCCAGUAGCUUGUAUUGCCCUGAGCUGUAGAGAGAGCCCCAUGCUGUGGUAUGGAGGGGGCUAGAAGGACAUGUUAGAAAAAUAAUAGUCUCUGCCUGUUGCUCCUGCAACAACAGGUUCCCCCUCCCCUGCUGCAGCCACUCAAGGCUCACAUGCUGUUAAGCAGCUGAGUCCCCAACUCAGGUGUUUUUUGGGAGACUCUCCCAAGGCAGCCGGAAUUCAGCAUUUAAACUUUGAACAAGCAGAGUUGCUCAUCUCUCUGGGUCUCAGUAUGGCUGCAAAGGCUGGGGGAGCCGCCCCUCUCUUGGUAUCUGUGCAAGUCUCUCAUGUCCUGGAUGCUACACGUUGUCUUGUUAGUCCUUUACUGUGAUUUUUCCCCACUGAUUUUAGAGAAGCAGCCAGAUAAAUGGCCUGUUUCGUUUACCAGGCAUUCAGACGGGCUUUACUCGGUAGCUGUUCCUCCUGCCCCCAAAGCAUCGCCUUUGAGCAUGCUCAGUCACUCCCAGACAAUGCCACCAAUCCAGGAGUAAGAGAAUGGAGAAAGGCCUCUCUUUCCUCAGGAACUUUUUUGUGUUUUCCCUCUGGGACAAUGAACCACUCUGCCCAAUCCCCUGCUGAACUGGCCUUUGCUUUAGGAAGGGCCUCAUGCAAUUGCCAGGGAUUGUCUAAGCAGAGGAUGCAGUCUUACAGGGUAUGUAUUCUGAAUUACCAAACUGGCUUCCACUUGUGCAUCCUGAACCAGCCAACCCCUCCCCAACACACACAACCUCUUCUGCAUUUUUAUUUUUAAUUCCAUCUGUAAAUGCAAUGGUCUGGAGCAGCCCAGCUCAGCUCCUGUCUGGGAUCAGGUUGCAGAGGUGCCCAGGCAACCCUGCUGGCGUCACUCCCACACCACACUGUGCUCAUGAGCACCCCCUACAGGAAGGAGCUGGCAGACUGUUUGGGUGUUUGAUGGCGUCACUUUGCUUUUUUCCCUCUAUCCAAACAAAAUCAGGAGGUUGAUUUUCUCAUCCUUGUUAUUUUG